AUGGUUCGACACAAGAAAGACUUUGCCGCCAGAGGCAAAAAAGGUGGCCGUGGCGGUGGCCAUGGAGGCGGCAGCUCUCGACAUCCCCGCCAACAAGACGACUCAGAGAGCGAAACAACACGCCCUGCGUUCAAGGCAGCAUGCUGGGACCUCGGCCAUUGCGAUCCCAAACGAUGCUCAGGGAAAAAGCUCAUGAAGCUAGGAAUGAUGCGCGACCUUCACAUGGGACAACGACACAACGGCGUCAUCAUCACACCCAACGGUCGACAGGUCGUCUCCCCCGCCGAUCGCGACCUCAUGGACCAGUAUGGCGCUGCCGUCGUUGAGUGCUCUUGGGCUCGUACCCAAGAAGUUCAGUGGAGUAAGGUUGGAGGAAAGUGCGAAAGACUAUUACCCUAUCUCGUUGCCGCGAAUACCGUGAAUUAUGGCAAGCCGUGGCGAUUGAACUGCGUCGAAGCCCUUGCAGCGGCCUUUUACAUUUGCGGACACCCCGACUGGGCGGAGCAGAUCCUGGGCCCCUUUUCAUAUGGCGAGUCUUUCUUGGAUAUAAAUUCGAGCAUUCUCAAACGAUAUGCUGCCUGUCAAGAUGCUGCUGAGGUGAAACAGACUGAGGCAGAAUGGAUGGAGAGACUGGAGCGAGAAUACGCCGAGAGUAGGGAGCAAGGUGACGGCGACAUGUGGACAACCGGUAAUACUAAUCACAGGGCGAUGCCCUCAUCAGAUGAGGAAGAGGACGAAGGGGACGAAAGCGACGGCAGGUCAGAUGAUGAAGGCAGUGUGGACGGCAUAUACCUUGGGAAGAAACCGCUAGAUCCUAAGCCUGGUGAAAUCCCCAAAACAAUAGAGGACGCACAAGCGAGGCGAGACAAAGAUCCAUUUGAUAUCACAGACGACAGCGAUGACGACGCCGCCAUGGAGGAAAUCCGGCGCAAGGUCCUCGCGUCCAAGACCUUUUCGAAUCCAAAUCCCGAGACCGAGGAGAAGAAAAAACCAGCUUCAAUACCACGACCACAACAACGGCAGCAGUACCAAGUCGAUCUUGAUGCGCAGCCAGAUUCAGAUAAUGAGAGGAGUGAUGAUAAUUAUGACGACAGUGAUCCUGGGGAGGAGGAUGAUGAGUUUGAUAAUAUCAUUGAGGCUACGCCCGUGACUGACAAGAUCGGGCUGGCAAAGCUUGAAAAGGAAAGGAGGCUGGCUACUACAACUACCAAGAGCUUCUCGUCAAAUUCGGUAUCGGCACCGAGUAGGUGGUAG
Molecule: messenger RNA, 1254 nt
Organism: Pochonia chlamydosporia 170
Lineage: Eukaryota; Fungi; Ascomycota; Sordariomycetes; Hypocreales; Clavicipitaceae
Product: RLI domain-containing protein
Exons: 1
Coding region: 1-1254 (417 amino acids)
Biological process (GO): maturation of SSU-rRNA
Molecular function (GO): rRNA small subunit aminocarboxypropyltransferase activity
Source: RefSeq, a predicted model, not a curated record